Molecule: messenger RNA, 2396 nt
Organism: Ictalurus punctatus (channel catfish)
Lineage: Eukaryota; Metazoa; Chordata; Actinopteri; Siluriformes; Ictaluridae
Gene: aar2
Product: AAR2 splicing factor
Exons: 4
Coding region: 80-1240 (386 amino acids)
Biological process (GO): spliceosomal tri-snRNP complex assembly
Source: RefSeq, a predicted model, not a curated record
UUGAACCGGAAGUUUAAGAUAAGUCCGCUUUAAUGAACUUGAACACGUCGUUUUCACAGCUCUAACUCUGGACGCAGAGAUGUCUGGAGCUGAGAUGGACCCCGAUGUGGCAUUAGGACUGUUUGAAGAAGGAGCCACUUUGGUUCUCCUCGGCGUUCCUGAAGGAACCGAGCUCGGGCUGGACUAUAAGACCUGGGGGGUCGGUCCACGUUUCCGUGGUGUUAAGAUGAUCCCUCCCGGAGUCCACUUCCUCCAUUACAGCCCGGCUAAUGCCCAGAGUCAGGGAGGAGAACUGGGUCCUAAACGGGGUGUGUUCCUCUCGCUGAAGCCCCGCGAGAUCCUUCUGGCGCACUGGGACAUGAACGAGGAGGAUUUGGACUUUUCGGCGUCAGAGAACGAAGACGAGGUUUCUCGCGUGAGAGCCGGCCUUCGUGAGUUCGACUCAUAUCUGGGGCCGUAUCCGUACGACACGCUGAGGAAGUGGGUGUCUCUGACGGAUAAACUGAGCCAGGAAGUGGCGAGCGCGCUGCAGCCUCUGAGCGGACGCGUGUGCGCCUUCAGUGACGUGGUUCCCGAGCUGCAGCUCACACACACCAAAGACAGAACCGAGCAGAACCUGCCACGGAACGACACGCAAUGCCAGAGCAUGAAGGAGGGACUGGAUAGACUUCCACGCAUGAAGCAGAGGGAAGGAACGGAAUUCCGGUUCUCCACCAUCCCUGAACACACCUAUCCUCUGGGAGCCACGCCCGCUCAGAUCACACAGUGCAGCAUGGACCUCAGCUAUGCCCUCAACCUCCUGCUCGAGAACCACUACAAGGAACAGCCGCUCAACAUCCUCGGCGAGCUGCAGUUUGCCUUUGUGUGUUUCCUCAUCGGGAACGUGUACGAGGCGUUUGAACACUGGAAGCAGCUGCUGAUUCUCCUCUGCAGGAGUGAGGAGGCCAUGAGACAGCGCUCUGAUCUUUACCUGGGCCUCAUCAGCGUCCUCUACCACCAGCUCGGAGAAAUUCCCCCCGACUUCUUCGUCGAUAUCGUGUCCCAGAACAACUUCCUCACCUCCACGUUACAGGAUUUUUUCCAGUUUGCCGGUUCUCCAGGUAUCAACGCUACUCUACGCAAAAGAGCGGAGAAGUUUAAAGCCCAUCUGACCAAGAAGUUCCGCUGGGAUUUCGACGUAGACCUGGACGAGUGUGCGCCGGUGGUGGUGGAGCUUCCCGAAGGAGUCACGUUGGACUGAGGCUGGCACGAUGUUCUGUAUAAUACCGGAGAGAAGUAAAGAGACAGUAAAGUGCUUCAGUUCCUACUGAGGAGAAGAUGAAGGUUCCUGGUCCACACAUGGACAUGACUGAUCUUUUCAUCCUUCAUCAUCAUCAUCAUCAUCGUGAUCAGUGUCUGUAAUUUAAACACUUAGCAGAAGCGCUAUAGUUUGGCUAAAAAUAAAAAAUAUGUACGCCACAUCACUUUACUCCACGUGUCUGAAGGUCCAGUGUUUCCCUUUCAGAAAGGGUCUCAAUACAUGGUAGAACCCAUUUAGGAGGCUAAAAACCAUUAAGAAUCCAACGAACCCUUAAUGGAACCUUGAAGAAUAUUUAUUUUCUAAGAGAAUAAUAAGCUCCUGACAAAUAUUAGGUAUUAAGAAGACAAUCAUUUGGAGUUUGUCUUGCAGACCUCCCCAGUUAACACACACUGUCUCAUAAACAAGGGUUCUCUAAGAGUUCAUUGCAUAAUUAAGGGUUUUUAGCUUACAAAAAUGGUUCUACUUGGAAUCCAUACUACUAGGAAAACACUUUGGUUGUUGUAGAUUUCUACAUAGACCUUUAACGUUUCCUGACAGGGACAACUGGAGAACCCUUAACGUUGUUUUACCUGCACUGUGACCAACAUGGAACAUUAAAAGCACUGGGGGAACCCUAAAGUUUCUAUGUAGAACCCUACAAUAAUGUUUCCUUCUCAGAAAGGGUUCCAAAACAGGUUAGAACCAUUGAAGGGGGCUGAAAACCCAUCAUUACCCACUGAAGCCUUAAAGAACUCUUCAAGAAACUUUGUAAAGCCGUAUCAAGAGCUAAAUGUUAAGCACCUGACAGGUUCUCGGUCUUAAGAAGGAAAUAAUGGACGAGAACUUGGAGCUUGUACUGCACACCUCCAGAAAGUCUGGAAAUUGUUUAAUUAUGUAUGUUAUAAAGGUGAUGAUUUAGACACGCUAAACUGGUGGCUAUGAACUGUUAUUGUUAGCUACAUUAGCUUCUGUCAGUUUAGUCACUCAAGCUUCAUACACUAGACAACCUUGUCUGAUUGACUAUAUUUGGGAGUAAAGAAGGGUUUAAAGUGGCAAUUUUCUUUUCUUUUUUUGCCACACUAUAACUUUACAUGAAUAAACAUGUUUUCAUUCUUUC